Molecule: messenger RNA, 351 nt
Organism: Arabis nemorensis
Lineage: Eukaryota; Viridiplantae; Streptophyta; Magnoliopsida; Brassicales; Brassicaceae
Source: the annotation of a GenBank genome assembly
AUGGCUUCUUUCAGUUACCCGCCUCAAGAAAACCUUCGAGCUGCUCAAAUCCAAGGAAUUAGCAGAAGAAUGGUGGGAAUUGUACGGAUCGUAUCAAAGCUUCCUUUUUCCAGGAGAAGGUUCAUGCAUUUGGUUUUUGGCACUAAUAACGUAUUGGUUAGAAAAACAAGGCUUGAAUCGAACUGGUUCCAUGAGUUCCGGAAAUUGCAGCCCUGUUCGACACUCAAUCGCUGCGACUUCUUUCAGCGACAAGAAAUUACAACAUCGAUGAAGAUGAGUGACUCAGAGGAAAGACCUUGCAUUGAAGAGGGCAGAAGUUGUAUAAAAGAAAGCACAAAAGUUGCUAGGUAG